AUGACGACUCCGUUCCCUCUCUUACGUCUUCCAAGACUCGCACUGAUUCCAGUUUUUCAACAAAUGGAAUUUAUUGAUGUAAUCGCAUUCUCCCUUCUCUCCAAAAGAACUUACAAUCUCUCAAAAAGCCUCUGCAAAAAAGUAUCUUCCCGCGAUAUCGAUCUGGAAAUAGACAAGAACUGUCUGCGUAUAAAGAUUGCUCUGACAGAUGGGUCACCACUAAUACUGUAUUUCCACACAGACGUCUCGAAGACAGUUGAAGUGUUUUAUCGGAAAAACAACGUUCAAUGGAAAAAUGUUGUGUCAUCGCCAAAACAAUGGAUUCAGCGAGUGUUCGAUGUAACAAAGUGUCCAUCGUUAAACAAAUUGAUACUCAAUGGGACCCCAGACUACGAUGUGAUUUCAUUUCUUAAUGUAGUUCCUAAAAUAUCUUACCUCCACAUCUCACGCAACUGUACAAACAGUUUUGCUAUAAUAGCACUUCAAAUUUUCUCGCCAGUCACUUCAAAGAUCACUUUGUCUAAACUUCCCUAUUCGAACCGAGAAGAAUUCCAGAGAUUUUGGUUGAGGGAUGUUGACUGUUUGACUAUCUACGCCGAUGAUUUAUCGAGUUUUCAAUUUAAGAUUGAUGAUCUCCUAGCAUCGAACGCAGUCAAACUUGAAUUGAGCAAAGUCCCAUUAAGUCUGAGAGAGCUCAACCGCUUCUUUUCUUGCUGGUUGAACAAAACAUCUAAUCAUCGGUUGGAGCGUCUAUCAGUAAAAUCACUUGAGUAUUUCGAUGAAGACGUUCUUCUGGAAGGAUUAAAUGCUACUCGUUUCACAGAAAAUCAGACGAGAAAAUUCCGGUCAACCAGCCCGUUCUAUCAAUUUUGCAAACUCACUGGAGGGUUUAAUGUAAGGAGAGUGGAUGGGAAGUUGGCAGCUAUUACACUUGGAAAUUUUUUUGAGGAAACAUUCAUUAAUUUCGAUGUUUGGUCAUGA
Caenorhabditis remanei is the source of this 981-nucleotide messenger RNA. RefSeq lists its product as uncharacterized. Gene Ontology annotation, molecular function: protein binding. The record is from RefSeq and is a predicted model, not a curated record. The coding region runs from base 1 to 981 and encodes 326 amino acids. NCBI's taxonomy places the organism in Eukaryota, Metazoa, Nematoda, Chromadorea, Rhabditida, Rhabditidae. The transcript has 2 exons.